ACCAGUGUUGCCAACGUAGGCGAUUUUUCGCCAUUUAGGCUGUUGGCAACACUGAACUUGACAACUUUGACAUCGGUGCACCUUCUUCAAUUAUUUUCUAACUUGAUUUUCUAAGAAAUUGAACAUAGUGUUACGACUUAAACAACCAGCUAAUAAUUUAUGUACUCUAAGAACUGCUUUAGGAAUUAAUACAGAAUGUCUCACAAUCAUUGUCAUGACGAUCAUCACGAUCAUGACCAUUCAAGUUCAGAAGAAAUGGGUAUCCAGUACAAUUUGUAUCAGAAGAUAGAUAAAGACAACUUACAAUGUCUUAAUGAGAGUAUAGAAGGUUCUGGUAAAACUGUAUUUAAACCAUGGGAUAAAAGAUUAGACAGAACUAAUUUUGUUGAAAGUGAUGCUGAUGAAGAACUACUUUUUAAUAUACCCUUUACGGGGAAUGUUAAACUUAAAGGCAUCAGAAUUGCAUCUGAAGAUACUGAAUAUCAUCCAAACAAAUUAAGAUUGUUUAAAAAUAGACCAAAUAUGACAUUUGAUGAUGUAACAAUGGAUCCUGACCAGGUUUUUGAACUGCAAAGGGACAGUGAAAGUUUACUUGAAUAUUCUCCAAAAGUGGUUACAUUUUCAUCCGUGUCUCAUUUGACAAUGCAUUUUCCUAGUAAUUUUGGUGCUGACACUACCAAAAUUUACUAUAUAGGACUAAGAGGUGAAUGGACUCCAGGUCAUCGUCAUGGUGUUACAAUCUGUACAUAUGAAGCAAGACCUAACUUGGAUGACCAUAAAUUGAAGCAUUUGGAUUCAGUUUCUAGACAUAUAAAUUGAUUAUCUUGCUUAUAAGUUCAUAUUAAAAUAUAAAUAAAAUGUACAGUUAUUUAUAAUCA
Molecule: messenger RNA, 878 nt
Organism: Diatraea saccharalis (sugarcane borer)
Lineage: Eukaryota; Metazoa; Arthropoda; Insecta; Lepidoptera; Crambidae
Source: the annotation of a GenBank genome assembly